GGCCGCACGGUAUCGGCUGUCCGCAACGACGCGUCUGUGAGAGUGGGCUAUCCGGGAGGGUGCCCAACUGCCCACCGAGGCAGGUCCAGGGAAAGAUGUCGGACUACCUGAGAUCCGCGCUCGGGUACCUGAACGGCGGCACCGGCGGCAACGAGUACGUCGGUCAGAUGUUGGACAUCAACAAUGUGAAACUGAGAGUGACACGGCUGAUUGCCGAGGGUGGAUGGGCAUUGGUGUUUGCGGUAGAAGAUGUCGCUACAGGAAAAGAAUAUGCACUUAAGAGACUUAUCGCCGCUGAUGAAGAUGCAAACAGAGCCAUUAUACAGGAAAUAGAAACAUUGAAGAGAUUGUCAAAUCACCCAAAUAUUAUUCAGUUCUUGUAUGCCCAACGAUUGGAGCGAGAGGAACGAAAAGGAUAUGAGUAUCUGGUUGUCACUGAACUAUGUCCUGGCGGUACAAUAGCGGAUAUACUCAGGAACGUGUCUGUGAACACGUUGACUCUUGCCCAAGUGUGCAAGAUAGCCUAUCAAGCGACACGUGCAGUACAUCAUAUGCAUAGCCAGCAACCAGAACCCUUCGUGCAUCGGGACAUCAAGCUGGAGAACUUUUUGCUCGGGAAAGACGGCCUUGUGAAACUUUGUGACUUUGGUAGCGCCUCGACUCAACAAAUAUUACCGGAUCCAUCAUGGAAUGCUCAAAAACGCGCCACUCUGGAAGAUCAGAUGGCCAAGUAUACAACCCCCAUGUAUCGUGCUCCGGAAAUGAUGGAUACCUGGAACAAUGAACCUAUAGGGCCUCCGGUGGACUGUUGGGCUUUAGGAUGUAUAUUGUAUUCUUUGAUUACAUUGCGGCAUCCUUUUCCUGAAGGUAACAAACUAGCAAUCGUAAACGGCAAGUAUCCACCGUUACCGCCCAAUCCAAGAUACGCGUGUCUGCAUGAUCUGGUAAAGGGAUGCCUACAAAUCUCGCCCAUACAAAGGUUAACAACAGCACAGCUCUUGGAACGUUUGGCAGCAAUCGCAGAGUCGAAUAAUUUUGAUCCCAGAGAACCACCACGGAUCGAAGUCGCGAUGAAGCCGUCACCACCUCCACGACCAACGCCACCAUCACCACCAUCAUCAUCGUCAAGUGUGCCAACGUCGGUCUCUCGUUCCACCGCGCCGGUAACGAUGCCGCCGCCGAGACCGGCGCCCGUACAGACGGUGUCCAAAGUCCCGGCGACUCAGAGCUCGACCGGCCUAUUCAAUUCGCUGAGGGGCGGCGCCGGCAGUAUUCUGCGUAAUUUGAAAGAUACCUCCAGCAAGGUGAUGCAUACCGUUCAACAGAGUAUGGCCAGGACAGAACUGGAUGCAAGUUAUCUGACGUCGCGCAUACUUAUUAUGCCAUAUCCAGCCGAUGGGAUUGAAUCCGCCUAUAGAGCUAAUCACGUUGAAGAUGUGAGAGUAUUCCUCAACAGCAGACACCCAUCGCCUGCCAAGAUCCAGCUCUACAAUUUGUCCCGUGGCCGACCGAACGUUACACGACUCCCCGGUAGACACAUCGAUUGUUCGUUUGCCUACGCCACUCCAGAAUCAAACGCACCUAUGCUAUUCGCUCUGUAUCAGAUCUGUCAAGAUAUCUAUCAAUAUCUGAACGCUGACUUCAAUCACGUGGUGGUGCUAUACUGUACUGAUGGGUAUCGGGCGAGUGCCACAGUGGCAUGCACUCUGUUGAUCCACUGCAGAGCCUUGACCACUGUCGAGGAGACGAUCGCUCUGUUUACAACGAGACGUUGCCAGCCGCCGCAUUUGCAACCCUCCGAACUACGCAGUAUUAAUUACAUGAGUAUGCUCAGCGGCGGCCGGCCUCCGCAUACGAAGCCGCUGGUUCUCCGUUCUGUUAUCAUACAGCCGGUACCGUUAUUCACCAGAGCGAAAGAUGGUUGUCGACCAUACAUAGAAAUUUAUAGUAACGGCGCGUUAGUCUUCACGACGAAGAAAGCUAAUUACGAAGAAAUGAAGCUGUUUGGAAUAAUGGAAGGCAAGGUCUGCCUAAUUUUAGGAGACGCGGCUGUACGCGGUGACGUCACUUUAGUGAUAUACCACGCCAGGCAGCAGCUCGGCCGUGUAAUUGGUAUUAAAAUUGCCUCGCUACAUUUCCAUACUGGCUACGUGCCCAUCACUGAGAGCGCCUUGACGUUUGAGAAAUGCGACCUGGACGAUGCUCCCGAGAUCGGUGGCAAGUUCCGCAUUGUGCUGAAUGUCAUGAUAGGCGAGGAAAAUUCAAAACUGUCGAGGGUGCCGGCGCCAUGGGAAGCGGAAACAUGUAUCAAGCUUGUACCGGAUCCACUGUUUGGUUCGACAUUGGAAAUGGAAGAAACUUUGGAGACCUUUAGGACAGCUUCUCACCAGGAAGAGGCUCAGAAAAUAUCGUUGAGUGAAACAGACAAGAUUUCACAACACGAAACGGUGCCUCAACAACAGCCGGAACAGCCGAAGGAGGAAGAGCCAAUCAAGAUCGAAGACAACAGUUUUCAGGAGGCUGAUUUGUUGAAUCUCGGCAUGCCGGAUAAUACCAAUAAUACCUCAAAUACUCCCGCCACCGCGGCGGCAAAUCCAGGAUUAGAUAUCUUUUCUAGUUCUAGUCAGAACGAAAGUGAUCUCUUGGGUGGUUUCGGCGUGUCGGCGUCGCAGGCUGAGGCCUCCAAUUCGAUACCCUUAAUUAACAAUAACGCCUCUACUGAUUUACUGUUCGGACAUGAUAAUUCUACAAGAAGCAGCAACACAAGCAAUUUGAAUAACAGCAAUUUGAACAUGAAUGAUUUAUUAUUCGGACAGAAUCAAACAACGUCAAGUAAUGUUAAGGAAGUCAACGACCUGAUGUUUGAUCCACUGGGUGGGAACGUUUCAGGCAAUCUUCUCAGCGGUAUCGCGACAGGUACCGCGAACACCGCUAAGAGCCCGAAUUCCGAAGAGAACUUUCCACGAAAUGCCAGCGUGCCGAACUUCGCCGCUCAGGCUAACAAGGAUCCAUUCGCGAAUCUGACUGGAUCAUUGGGCGCUGGUCUGGCGGGCAGUUGGAACGGUACGCCGAGAAAUUCGAAUACUCCGCAGUCAGCAAGUCCAGCGCCUGCGAGCACGCCGAUCCAUUCCAGCCCGAACACGAUGCACAAAACCAAUGCGACGACUAACGAGGCUAACGGUGCAAACAGCGGCGCCUCGGAUGUAUUCAGUAGUAAAGCUAAGGAAAAGAGCGGCGAUGCGUUUGAGGAUCUGCUCGGUAGCCAGGGAUAUAAUUUCUUCAGUUCACGCAAGGCGGAUAAAGAUAGCCCGAAGACAAUAAAUCAGAUGCGAAAAGUGGAAGCGGCCAAGUCGAUGGAUCCCGAUAGGUUAAAAAUCGCUGAGUGGACGGAGGGCAAAAAAGGAAAUUUGCGGGCUUUGCUCUGCUCCCUACAUACGGUUCUAUGGCCGGAGGCUGAGAGGUGGCAACGUUGUGAAAUGCAUCAAUUGGUUACGGCUGCGGACGUCAAAAAAGCUUAUAGAAAAGCUUGCUUGGCUGUACAUCCAGACAAGCAAGCAGGCACAGCAAACGAGAAUAUCGCAAAGUUGAUUUUCAUGGAGCUGAACAAUGCAUGGAGCACGUUCGAGAACGAUGCAUCGCAGCAAAAUCUAUUUAGCUAAUUUUAAUGAUUGUUAUCCGUUAUUGAGAACCUGUCUUUGUAAUUAAUUUAAUUCCUAGCGGAAGGAGAGCUAAGAAUGGGGCAAGAAUCUCGUUAUCCAUGAGAUGACUGCAUUCAUGUAACUGCAUUCCGACUAUGUUAUUUUAGCUGUAGAGAGAAAGGGUGCGAAAGAAAGAGAACGAGAGAGAAAGUAAAGUCUUCAGAGGCGACAGCGAAUUCGGCGAAGCGGACGCGUCUCCUUAUUGUUUCAACGCCUUGUAAACCUAGUUAAAAUUAUGGCAGUGUGGCGUAACGUAUAUGUAUAUAACGCAAAUGUACAUUAAAAAGAGGAUCCCAAAUAUACGAAGCUAUUUUCCGGCCGAAAAAAA
Acromyrmex echinatior (Panamanian leafcutter ant) is the source of this 4026-nucleotide messenger RNA. RefSeq names its product cyclin-G-associated kinase (gene aux). Gene Ontology annotation, molecular function: ATP binding; AP-2 adaptor complex binding; protein serine/threonine kinase activity. Gene Ontology annotation, cellular component: cytoplasm. The record is from RefSeq and is a predicted model, not a curated record. Gene Ontology annotation, biological process: positive regulation of Notch signaling pathway; protein phosphorylation; regulation of clathrin-dependent endocytosis. NCBI's taxonomy places the organism in Eukaryota, Metazoa, Arthropoda, Insecta, Hymenoptera, Formicidae.